AUGUCGUCUGAUGGAGAAUCAACUCAGCCUUUCAGCGACUCUUCCGAGAUGCAACGACGCCUGGACCGAAUCGCAGCUGAAUACCAGAAAACAGGAGAACGAAGCGGCGUUGUACAGCCAAGAUUGUCGGCGCCUGACGAGGACCACCUGGGACGAACUUGCGGGCUAAAGGCCGAAGAAAGAGCAACACAAGCGGCCGCCAGCGUGACGGUCGCUGAAUUAACCGAAGCUCUUACUAGUGCUACACUCGCUUCGGCACCGGACGCCUGGCUUGUUCUCGCUUGCCCCCACUGGCCGAGAGGCGCCGAUCCAGCAAGUGUCCGGCUUGCAGAAAGUGCUGACGGUUGGGACGUGGUGGGUGUAGUGCAACGCACACACGAUGUGAACUUCACUAUUUGUCUCCCCUUCUACGACGACCCUUACGAGCUGCCCUCGCGACGGGCCAUACCUCACUACCUCCGUUGCAUACUGUACUAUGAACCUGCCAACGACGACUGCGUGUUGCUCAACCAAUCCCUCACAGACAUCUACCUGAUUCGUCUGGGUUCGACAAUGUGUCGCGCGCGCAUGUCAUACGAUCAAACUCAAAUCAUCUGGCCUGGUCUGUGGAGUAUUCUAGCCGUCGGUAGCAACAAUAUUGCAGAGCAGCACCUGGUCGAUAUUUUGAUCCUUCGAAGACGAUUCUCCGUCUCUAUACACAAGGCUCCGGCCGAAUCGCGGACAUCUACCAAACGCGCGGCUAGCGACAAAGAGGAAGCAAACGCCAAACGCCAAAAGAGAAAUGGGGACGUGACAGAUAUUAUCCUGGCCUCGACAGCGACUCCCGCUCAGAUCCCUAUCGCUAGGGCUCCCGGAGCUAGCAUACCGCUGAAACUGAUCCCCAAGUCCGCUAAGUGCAUCGUCCGCACCAGAGGUACACCACUUCUAGACCUUGCAGAUGGGGAAUCAGCGACCGUUGUGGUUGCACAACCCACUACUGCUAGCACUGCGAGCGCUUUUCCGCUGCCGGACCCAGUUGGCGAAGAAAGGAUCGUAUCGCUUCAGGCCUUUGACGGCCGUCUCCUCGCAAUGUACGAAGAGCACCUUCCCCCGUCACUUAGCCGCGGCAUCAACUCUCCCUUUUCGGCUGCGGGCGCCUACGCGAUUCUCCGUGAUAUGUCGUCCGCCUUGACAUAUCUGUCGUCUCGACAGGUCCCGGUGAUCCAUAACAACAUCAAACCAGCCAACAUCGCCUACUCUCCCCAACGAGGCGCUGUCCUACUUGAUUUCGGUUUGGCUAUGUACAGCCGAGAAAAGCAUUCAACAGGUGGCACGCCGUGGUAUGUUCCUCCAGACCUUAUCACCGAAGGGACGCGUGGCGCACCAGGCGACAUAUGGGCUUUAGGCGUCACGAUGCUCUACGUGGUGGGAAAGAUCAGCCUUCCUGAAAAGACAAGAAAGAGCUGGCUAAUCAGGGAUCUGAAAUCCCGAGAUAACGUAGCCCUGAGGUACAUGAUGGAUUGGCUUGGCUUUGUCUCUCGCGCUAGGGAAGGUUUGAGUCGUAAUGAUGAGAUUGAAGGCCUCGUCUAUCGGAUGUUAGAGCCUAAAAGCAAGCUUCGAAUCCAAGCUGGGCAGAGUGCUGUCGAGUUCCGCCAGACACCUUGA
Messenger RNA from Colletotrichum acutatum, 1644 nucleotides. RefSeq names its product kinase-like domain-containing protein. Bases 1 to 1644 code for a protein of 547 amino acids. Lineage: Eukaryota; Fungi; Ascomycota; Sordariomycetes; Glomerellales; Glomerellaceae. Gene Ontology annotation, molecular function: ATP binding; protein serine/threonine kinase activity. The transcript is spliced from 2 exons. The record is from RefSeq and is a predicted model, not a curated record. Gene Ontology annotation, biological process: protein phosphorylation; signal transduction.